Messenger RNA from Sceloporus undulatus (fence lizard), 1225 nucleotides. RefSeq names its product rab11 family-interacting protein 2-like. The transcript is spliced from 5 exons. Gene Ontology annotation, biological process: regulated exocytosis. Gene Ontology annotation, cellular component: intracellular membrane-bounded organelle. Gene Ontology annotation, molecular function: small GTPase binding. The record is from RefSeq and is a predicted model, not a curated record. Bases 75 to 1208 code for a protein of 377 amino acids. NCBI's taxonomy places the organism in Eukaryota, Metazoa, Chordata, Lepidosauria, Squamata, Phrynosomatidae.
CUGAGUUCUCUAGAAUGGGAAGGCGAGGCGUUCUUCCUGCCAGGGGCGCCCUUGAGGUCCAGGCAUAGAGUCAGAUGGAGAGAGACCCCAACCAGGGGGGCACAAAGGCCACAGCAGGGCUGAAGGAAGCCUCAGAAAAAGAGCAGCCAUGGUACCCUACCCACUUGCACCUGGUUGUCCUGCAGGCCUGCUGCCUGCGUCCCAAGAGCACCACGGGCACCAGCAACCCCUAUGUUGUGAUUCAGCUACAGAAGCAAAGAUUUCGGACCUCUGUGGCCCACCACAACCUAAAUCCCGAAUGGCACGAGGAGUGUACAUUGCAGUUACCGACCGUGCUGGAUGACUCAGAAGAGCAUGGCCUCGUUCUCACCGUCAUGCACAAUUCCGUACAUCACUUCAACCAGUUCCUGGGCAGAGUCUGCCUGCCUCUUGCCCAGCUCUUUCUGGACAAAACCAAGAGGAAAAACGAGUGGUUUAUGCUUCAGUCUCGACCUGGAAAGAAGGAAAAGAUAAGAGGAAAGCUGCAGCUUGACAUCCAGUUCUUACAAAUCUCCUCACCAAUCAGUGAGACAGCUAUCAGUUCUCGUGGACCCAGGGCCUUCUUCAGCAGAUUCUGUGGAAGCAAGAAGGGCAAGAGGUACAAGGUGUACAAAGAAACUCCAUCUCAGUCAAGCAGCCUGGCAAAUGAUGAUUCAUCCUCCUCCAGCGUGAACACAGAGCUGGAGGCUUCGGUGGUGACGUCUGGACCCAGGUCUGGCAGCACCUUGCACAUGGUAGCAGCAAUCUCUGUUGGGAAGAAACCUACAUCCAAAACUCAGCUGCAGAAGUUGAUCUCAUGUAACUACAAGGAACUUUCCUCGGAUGCUGUGAACACAAAUCAAUCAGAGCAUCCAAGUAGCCUGGAACAGUUCAGCAGUAUCUUUUCCCAACAGCCCAAGAAAAAAUCUAAGCCCCUGAAAGAGGAGAGGAGUCCUGAAGCAGCAGGUAUAUCUAUGGAGGCUUGGCAAGCAUCUCUUCCUCCCCUUCAUGUUGCAGGGCCCAGCCACAUGCCACCGCGAGCACAGACCCUCCAACCCUCUACUGUGAGCCUCCAGCAGACCACCAGCUCCUCCACAAUCAGCUCUGUGCCUGGCCACCUCCGCAGAUGCCGAAUGAGGCUACAUAGGAGCUACCGAUUUUGUCGUAGGUGUUUUGGCUUCCGUACCUGAUGCUGAAGUUUUGCUUU